Molecule: messenger RNA, 1635 nt
Organism: Agelaius phoeniceus (red-winged blackbird)
Lineage: Eukaryota; Metazoa; Chordata; Aves; Passeriformes; Icteridae
Source: RefSeq, a predicted model, not a curated record
AUGGUGUGGGCAGCCCCAGCCCUGGCAGCCGUCACCCUCUGCCUCCGUGUCGCCACAGACCCGGUGAAAGCCACAGCGGCUGCCCUGAUUGUUGGGGCCGUCCUGUCCAACGCUGAGCAUCCCCACCUCGGGGCGCUGGUGUGUGACCUGGAGCCGGGCACCAUCCCGGCCUCGGACCCCAGCAUCCUGGAGAAGCUGAAGCUCUGCCCGGCGCUGACAGCGGCACAGCAGGACGCCCUCAAUGCCCUGCUCCUCUCGGGGGACACAGCGUACGGGGAUCCUUCAAGCUGGGAUUUACAGACUCUGCAAGAUCUGGGGCCGCUCGUGCUGGCGUUGAACCAGACCACGCUGAGCUUGGUGGCCGAGGCAGCACAGGAGGAUUUCAGGAGGAGCAUCGCUGCCGCCUACAUCAGCCAGGGGCGUUCCCAGCGGGAGAAAUCCCUGAUGCUCCUCAGGGCGCUCGCAGCAGCCUCAGCCGCCUCCCAGCCCCGGCUGCAGCGCAGCGCCGACGGCUGCCAGAUCGAGCCCAUCACCGCCAGCAACAUCGAGGACAUCCUCUUACUCUUCCCUGAGGACCUUGACCUGUGCCUGAGCAAUAAUGUGUUGGUAGAAAACCUGGAGACUGUGCAGGAUCUGCCAUUCACCUCAGAGGCUUCCUGGGUCCUGAAAAAAAAGGUGGAUGAGUUUUUCCAGGGGUCAGAGAUCCCAGAUGAGAAGCUGAGGCACCUGGGGACGCUGUCCCGCCUGUACACAGAGGAGGAGAUCAGCAAGUGGCAUGUGACAUCCAGUGACACCCUCUCUGCUCUGCUCAGAAAUGUGGGAGGAGUGUGGAAUGAUUCCCAGGUGCAGCAGCUGCUCAGCAAGUACCUGGCCCUGGGGGGCUCCUUGACAGGGCCCCUGCUCCAGGAAAUCAGAGGCAAACACCUGUGCAACCUGCAGGAGGAGCAGAUCCAGCAGAUCCCUGCUGCAGCCAUUGGGACUGCUGGGCAGUUGGACAUCUCUUCAUGCUCCCAAACCAAGAAGGAUCAGCUCUAUAGGAAGGCCCGGGAGGCCUUUGCCAGCCUGGCCAGCACCCCUGGCUACUAUUACUGGCAGAUCCAUCCAUACCUGGGUGGAGCUCCAGCAGAAGAUCUGAAGGAGUUGGCUAAUGCUGGUGUGGCCAUAAACAUGGAUCUGGACACCUUCCUCACCCUAAACCCUGAGGAGCUGCAGAAACUCAGCGUCACUGAUGUGAAACAUUUGCUGGGGGAAAACCUCCCUGAGCUGAAGGAGCACGAGCACGAGCCCUUGGUGGUGAGCUGGGUGCAGCAGCAAUCCCAGCAGGAGCUGGACUGCGUGCUGGACAUCGGCCUGCAGGGAGGGCGGCCCCAGCCCACGGGGACAGGCGGCUCUGCUGCCACCAGCACAGCCACUGCCACCACCCCAGCCAGUGUCACCUCCACCACCACUGUCCCCACCACCACUGCCCUUAGCAGCCCCUCGACCCCUCAGCCAAGCACGGUGCCCCCCAGGACCCCCACCCCGAGCACUCCCAGUGGAACUGCGCCAGGCACGGCCCUGCUGGACAGCAGGAGCCAGGAAAGGGAAGAGAAUUCAUCCCCAGUUGAUGCCAGCACAGGAUUUGGUUAUUUUUGA